Molecule: messenger RNA, 1291 nt
Organism: Linderina pennispora
Lineage: Eukaryota; Fungi; Kickxellomycota; Kickxellomycetes; Kickxellales; Kickxellaceae
Product: APG5-domain-containing protein
Exons: 1
Coding region: 59-1138 (359 amino acids)
Biological process (GO): C-terminal protein lipidation; autophagy of mitochondrion; autophagosome assembly
Cellular component (GO): Atg12-Atg5-Atg16 complex; phagophore assembly site membrane; cytoplasm
Source: RefSeq, a predicted model, not a curated record
UUGUUUUUUGUACUACCACAUACACCUUCGAACACCAUACAUACUUAUCUCAUUAGCAAUGUCACGCGCUCCAGACUCUGGACCGCUUCGCAAGGUAUGGGCCUCAAUGAUCCCAGUGGAGAUACAGCUUGCUCCUAGCGACGCAAUUGAGCUGCUGGCCUCGGCAACGCUGCCCGAGCCCUUUCAGAUAUUUUACAUGUUGGUGCCGCGGGUCAGCUACCUGCCAUUUGUCAGUACCAAGGUUAAGGAGCAGUGGAUAGACCCGAUGCUGGCAAUGUCUGGCUCGCCCAUCAACGGCAACGACAUCACCACCAUUGCGCCGGAAACAGACUUUUGGUUCGAGUACAAAGGUGUCCCGUUAAAAUGGCACUACCCGAUCGGGCUACUCUACGACCUGUACGUGAACAGCGCGCUUAAUGGCGAGCCCGAGCUGCCGUGGUCGCUGACAGUGCAUGUGCGCAGGUUCCCGGACAAGAUGCUCAUCCCGUCCCCAUCGGCAGAAAUUAUGCGCAAUAUGGCUAUGGCGGUUGUCAAGGAGGCAGACUAUGUUCGCUACGGCUCAACCAAGCGCACCAUGGACCUGGGGAAGGCAGAGCAGUUUCAAUUGCUCGACGGGCUGGAGACGCACUCCUUUGAAAAGUACAUCGCCAUACACUCUAUACUUGUGCCAACGCCGGACCCACGUGCCCCAGUGUCGUCAUCGGGCCCAAAGUUCCAGCCGCCCAAGGCUGUUCCGCUGCGGUUCUACGUGCCGGCCGCAUUCAGUAGCGAGGAAUACACGAUCCGUCCGAUAUCUGCAGGCGGGCGGCCUGCGUCGUCGUCGUCAAACCCGAACGCUGGCAUGUCGCAGCCACGGCACCUGAACUACAAUGUAUACCAGUGCCCAAUCGCGCCGACCAAGGACGCAGGCGACUCGGACAAACCCACGACGCUGGCUGAUGCCUACAGGACAUGCGUCGAGUCGGCCGAGCAGCUCGAGAGCAAGGUCUGUCUGUGCCAGGGCAUCCGGGUGCCGUGGGAGACGCCGGUCAGCUGGCUCGCAGACAACCUGGUCUACGCUGACUGCUUCCUGCACCUGGUGGUCGUCGGCACCAACGGCACGCCGCUGGCCGAGGCGCUGCCCACAAUUGGCGAGUGAAUACAUUGAUCUCGCUGCGCUAAUUUUGUGAGAAAUUACCAAAUGCUAAUCUGAUUCAGAGAUAACGGUCUGGGCGGACUGCUUUUGCAAACACCCCUCCGCACAGACGAUCCUCCAGCAGCAGCCAAGCAGCACGAAGGCAGCUCCGGCGGU